AUGAACCUGUCCUUCCUUCGAUUCCACGCCCUCGUGGCGGCGGCAUUGUUCGCAACCACCAUCCUAGCCGAGCAUACCAGCAACUGGGCCGUUCUCGUCUGCACAUCACGAUUCUGGUUCAACUACCGCCACCUUGCCAAUGUCCUCUCCAUGUACCGAACCGUAAAACGCCUCGGCAUCCCCGACUCCCAAAUCAUCCUGAUGCUCCCCGACGACAUGGCUUGCAACCCCCGCAACGCCUUCCCCGGAACCGUCUACAGCAACUCUGAUCGCGCCGUCGAUCUCUAUGGCGACAACAUCGAGGUUGACUAUCGUGGCUACGAGGUUACCGUCGAGAACUUUAUCCGUCUGUUGACCGAUCGCGUUGGCGCCGAGAUGCCACGAAGCAAGCGCCUUCUUACCGACGACCGGAGCAAUAUUUUGGUGUACAUGACUGGUCACGGCGGAAACGAGUUCCUCAAGUUCCAGGAUGCAGAGGAGAUUGGCGCGUUCGAUCUUGCCGACGCCUUCGAACAGAUGUGGGAGAAGAAGAGAUACCAUGAAAUUCUCUUCAUGAUCGACACCUGCCAGGCCAACACCAUGUACAGCAGGUUUUACUCUCCCAACAUCAUUGCUACCGGCUCAUCCGAGCUCGACCAAUCCUCAUACUCGCAUCACGCCGACAACGAUGUUGGCGUGGCCGUUAUCGAUAGAUAUACCUACUACAACCUAGAAUUCCUUGAGAACAACGUCAAGGACUUGAACAGCCAAAAGACCGUUGGCGAAUUGUUCGAUAGUUACGACUAUGACAAGAUCCAUUCGCACGCUGGUAUGCGCUACGAUCUAUUCCCCGGCGGUGCCGAGAACGCUCGCAGCCGUUUGAUCACCGACUUCUUCGGCAACAUUCAAAACGUCGAAGUCGACCGUGCUGGCAACCUGACCCUUGAGGAGGACUUGCUGGCCCUCAGCAAGAAGAUUGCCCUGUUGCGACAAAAGGAAGCAGAGCAAGCCAAGGAACCUUCGCAGGAAGGAUCUGCCAGUGCGGCCGCCAGCGCCCCGACGGAGGCUGCAAAGAGGGUCCAAAAGGCCAAGGCCUUGACAGAUGAUAACUGGUGGACAAAGAAGGUGGUUGGCGCAACAGCUCUUGCGGGCUGCGCUCUCCUCUGGGGCCUAGGGUCCUUCCUUGAGGGUUGA
Molecule: messenger RNA, 1173 nt
Organism: Fusarium keratoplasticum
Lineage: Eukaryota; Fungi; Ascomycota; Sordariomycetes; Hypocreales; Nectriaceae
Product: GPI-anchor transamidase
Exons: 2
Coding region: 1-1173 (390 amino acids)
Biological process (GO): proteolysis; attachment of GPI anchor to protein; protein localization to cell surface
Cellular component (GO): GPI-anchor transamidase complex
Molecular function (GO): GPI-anchor transamidase activity
Source: RefSeq, a predicted model, not a curated record